AUGUCGUUCUCCGUCGGUGAGAUGGAGGCGGCGCUGCCUGCCGCCUCUGAGAAGCCUGUCGCCCUUGACGCCGAGGGUAAGGAGUGGUCUAAGCCCGAGAAGUACAACUACGAGGAGACGGCCCAGUCAGGCCCGAUCGAGAACGGCAACUGGGAGGGCAAUGCUGCCAUCUACGAGUGGGACGAGGAGUACGGUGAGGUCGGUCCUCAGCACCCCGAGCUUGAGCUCAUGCUCUUUGGUGACCCGGCCACUCGCCGUGACCACUCCGGUCUUGACUUCACAGCCAUCUCCGAAGUUGAGGUUCACCAGGAGGGCGAAAUUCGCGUCAACCCCAUCGAUUCUUACAAGAAUGGCGGUCUUCACCCGGUCAUGCUCGAGAACAUUAACCUGUGUGGCUACGACGCCCCCACUCCAAUUCAGAAGUACACGAUCCCGGCCAUCCACAAGGGCCUCGAUGUCGUUGCCGUCGCGCAGACUGGCUCUGGCAAGACCGCCGCCUACCUGGUCCCUAUCCUCAACAAGCUCAUGGGCAAGGCGAAGAAGUUGGCCGCUCCGCGCCCCAACCCUGCCUCGAUUCAGCUGGGCGAGGCUUCCGUUCGCGCCGAGCCCUUGGUUGUCGUGGUCUGCCCUACUCGUGAGCUUGCCAUUCAGAUCUUCAACGAGGCGCGCAAGCUGUGCUACCGCACCAUGCUUCGUCCUUGCGUCGCUUACGGUGGUGGCCCCAUUCGUGACCAGAUUCAGCAGCUUGGAAAGGGCUGCGACGUCCUCAUCGCGUCUCCUGGUCGCCUUUGCGACUUCAUCCAGCGUCCGGACGUCCUGUCUCUGCGCCGCCUGCGCUACAUGGUGUUCGACGAGGCUGAUGAGAUGCUUCAAGAUGACUGGCGUGAGGAGUUCGACGUCAUCAUGACCGGUGGUGAGCAGCAGGAGGGGAACAUCAAGUACAUGCUGUUCUCCGCCACCUUCCCCAAGGCUCUUCGUGACCUUGCGAAGGAGCAUCUCAGCACCUCCUCCAGUGUCCGCAUCAGCGUUGGUCGUAUCGGCAGCACUCACACCAACAUUCUUCAGCGCGUGAUCGAGGUCGCUCCUUUCGACAAAAAAUCGAAGUUGAAGGAGCAGAUUGAGUCUCUCGCUGCCUGCCGCACCAUCAUCUUCGUGAACAGCAAGCGUACCGCUGACGAGCUUGACGACUACCUCUUCAACAUGGGCUUUCCGUGCACCUCCAUGCACAGCGACCGUACCCAGCUGGAGCGUGAGGCUUCCAUGCGUGCUUUCCGCGCGGGAAAGGCUCCCAUUCUCAUCGCCACUGGCAUCAGCGCUCGUGGAAUCGACGUGAAGAAUGUCAAGCAUGUCAUCAACUACGACCUGCCUAGCAUGGACCAUGGUGGUAUCGAGGAGUAUACCCACCGCAUCGGUCGCACUGGUCGCAUGGGUCAGCGUGGCAUUGCUACAUCCUUCUACACUGAGCGUGAUGAGCCCAUUGCCAGCGUUCUGGUCCGUACCCUCAUGGAGACCAAGCAGGAUAUUCCCGAGUUCCUGGAGCCUUUCAAGCCCACUGGCAAGGGUCUUGAGAACCUGAAGUUCGAGACCGAGUCGGACUUUGACCCUGAGGAGGCUGGCAUUGCUCACCUCGGUGGCGGUGACUGGGGUGGUGACGACGCUGGUGGUGACGCUGGCGGUGACUGGGGUGGUGAUGCUGGCGAUGAUGCUGGCGGUAACCAGACAACCGAGGCUCCCGCCUGGGGUGCGUCUGCCGGUGCCGGUGGCGAUGGCUGGUGA
This is a messenger RNA of Colletotrichum aenigma, 1776 nucleotides long. RefSeq names its product ATP-dependent RNA helicase DED1 (gene DED1). The record is from RefSeq and is a predicted model, not a curated record. NCBI's taxonomy places the organism in Eukaryota, Fungi, Ascomycota, Sordariomycetes, Glomerellales, Glomerellaceae. The coding region runs from base 1 to 1776 and encodes 591 amino acids. Gene Ontology annotation, cellular component: nucleus. Gene Ontology annotation, molecular function: ATP binding; RNA binding; RNA helicase activity. The transcript has 5 exons.